AUGGCUAAACGUCCAAACUUCCUCGUUAUCGUCGCCGAUGACCUUGGCUUCUCCGAUGUGGGUUGCUUCGGUGGAGAGAUUCGUACUCCCAACAUUGAUAAAAUCGCAGAGGAAGGAUUGCGGUUCACUGAUUUCCAUGCCGCUGCAGCAUGCAGUCCAACUCGCGCUAUGAUCAUGACUGGUACCGACCACCACAUUGCAGGUCUAGGAAACUUGAUUGAAUGGACCAACAUCUCUGGUCAAAAUGGCCCCAAGGGAUCUGCAAUGAGCACUGCCCCGCAGCGAGGUAUGCCUGGAUAUGAGGGGUAUCUCAAUGAGCGUGUAGUGGCACUUCCCGAAGUGUUGCGAGAUGCGGGGUACCACACCAUGUUAUCUGGCAAGUGGCAUUUGGGUCUAACACCAGAGCGCUCACCUCAUAAACGUGGAUUUGUUCGGUCGUUCGCUCACCUUCCCGCCUGCUCCAAUCACUACGCCUUCGAACCUCAAUUGCGUGAUAAUGAUGAUAUUCCUACAUUCAUUGAGGCGAGUUACAUUGGUCUGCAUAGUGAGGAUGGCGAGUAUGUGCGUCAUCUUCCCGAACGCUGGUACUCGUCAGAUGGUUAUGGUGACAAGAUGAUCGAUUACCUUCGCGAGUGGAAAGAGUCUGGUGGUAGUUCUGGACCCGAUGGAAACGGCGAUCGUCCCUUCUUUGGCUAUCUUCCUUUCACAGCGCCCCAUUGGCCUCUCCAGGCUCCCAGGGAAUACAUUGACCACUACCGCGGGGUCUACGAUGAGGGUCCCGAUGCUCUUCGCCUGAAGCGUCUACAAAGAUUGAAGGAGCUGGGUAUGGUCAGGGAGGACGUCGAGGCUCACCCUGUGGUCGCCGAUGAGAUUAAGGAGUGGGACGAAUACACACCAGAGGAGAAGAAGAAGUCCUGCGUGUCAAUGGAAGUCUUCGCCGGAAUGGUGGAAUGCAUUGAUACCAAUGUGGGCAAAGUUGUGGAAUAUCUGCGCUCGAUCGACGAACUGGACAACACAUUUGUAUGCUUCAUGUCCGACAAUGGCGCAGAGGGUGCCGCUUACGAAGCCUACCCUAUGGUCCAAAACGGCGUGAUGCCCCAUCUACAGAAAUACUAUGACAACAGUCUCGAGAACCUGGGUGCUGGUAACUCAUUUAUCUGGUACGGUCCUCGCUGGGCGCAGGCCUCUACCGCUCCUUCUCGUCUGUACAAAGCCUACACCACUGAGGGUGGUGUUCGUGUUCCAUUCACCUGCCGCUUCCCCAAGAACAUUAAUCUCAAGCCCGGUGACGCAACACCUGCUCAGGGCGGUAUCACCGACCAAUUCUCCACUGUCAUGGAUCUCGCACCCUCUAUUCUGGAUAUGGCGGGUGUGAAGCACCCCGCUCCAACAUACCAAGGCCGUGAAGUUGUCUCCAUGCGAGGCCGUAGCUGGCAACCAUGGGCCACAGGCCAAGAAGAGCGUAUCCACCCGAAGGACUUUAUCCAGGGCUGGGAAACUUGUGGACGUGCGGCUCUCCGCUGCGCCGACUGGAAGAUUGUUUUCAUUCCCAAGCCUAAGGGUCCUGAGAAGUGGCAGCUGUACAACCUCGUUGAAGACCCCGGUGAGAUUCACGACUUGGCAGAGCAAGAACCCGAGAAGCUUAAGCACCUUCUUAAGCUAUGGGAUCAGUAUGUUCUAGAGACGGGCGUUAUCCCAUUGUGCCCUGAUUUGGGUGAGUUCCUUGAGGCGACUGAGGCACAGAUGCCUGAGAAUGCUUGGAUGGAGUUUGACUACUGGAAGGAGGGUGCUCGUGAUGAACCUGAGAAGUUUACGCGCGAGCCUCCUCGCUUCCAGCGUACUGUGAAGCAGUGGUAA
Messenger RNA from Penicillium malachiteum, 1857 nucleotides. Its product is annotated as arylsulfatase. Lineage: Eukaryota; Fungi; Ascomycota; Eurotiomycetes; Eurotiales; Aspergillaceae. The transcript has 2 exons. Gene Ontology annotation, molecular function: arylsulfatase activity. The record is from RefSeq and is a predicted model, not a curated record. The coding region runs from base 1 to 1857 and encodes 618 amino acids.